This is a messenger RNA of Penicillium brasilianum, 633 nucleotides long. Lineage: Eukaryota; Fungi; Ascomycota; Eurotiomycetes; Eurotiales; Aspergillaceae. The record is from the annotation of a GenBank genome assembly.
AUGAAUCUCCGAUGGACUCUUUAUUUCUCUUUUGUGGCUCUGGUCAUCUCGGUCAAGCCCACAGGCUCAUCAUGCAAUGAGUUUCCCACCUCAAUGCUCGAAUUCUCUAGCAGCUUUCAGCAGCCGGAGCCCCCCCUGGUGAAAACUGAAUUCAAAACGAGUUUCAUCCAGCACAAAUGGAAUAAUAACUUGUCCCAUAUCACUUCGGGCUAUAUUUACUUUUCCCCGUCGCAGAAUCUCGUUCGUGCCGAUGAGGCCUACGAAGGGGGCUUGGCUACGUCAGUCUUUGACUACUCGAAGGUUAACAAAGAAGGUUUGGUCCUGAACAACCUCACCUCAUAUGAGGUCAAUAGUACUGAAGCUACCGUAUGGAUGGGCUAUGUCAUGUCUAAUUACCCUCUUUUCACUCAAGACUUUUUGAUUCGAGGAAACGCUGUCUUCGGUGGACUGGUGAAGCGGAAUUUGCUUGCGGAACAUGUUGCAUCUUGGAAUAUCAUGUACUCAUCGAUCCCGGUGACUGUUUUUGUGGACUCUUGCGGUGUGAUUGUUGGAUAUGACUACUUUUCUCCUGGCCUUCGCACGAGAGUCGUCACUGAUUUUUUCAACACUGCCGUUGGCCCACUUAAGUUGUGA